GCUGCCAUUGCUGGGUUCUUGGCUAUCUCGGGUGCUGGUGGGAUGUGGGCAGCAAAGUCUCCGAGCCGUAAACUGCAGCGGGAGUAUUAACCCCUUCCGCUAGAGUCGGUGAUGCGAGGGUCUCGGCAGGGUUGUCUGUAAAAGUUAAACAAGGAUCAGAUCCUUUCUUCUCUCUCUGCUGAAAGAAUCUGGGACUAUCAUUUCUACAACCAGCUGUGCAGCAAGUAAACUCUGAAAUGCCAUAAUUCAUCAUCUUCCCCCAACACGCUGCUGCCUCUGAAGGAGAAGAAUAUUCCAGGACGGCUCUGUCUGGACAAAUAGACAGCUUCAGGAGAUAAACUAUUUCUUUUUGUAUAUCUGUGAGAGAGUGAGCGUGCGUUCUCCAUUAGCACUAUGGAUAGAAGGUGUUAUGGCUGUGCAUCCAAGUUUACUCUCUUCAGAAAAGAGUGUGGGUGCAAGAACUGUGGGCGGGCAUUCUGCUCAGGCUGCCUUGGGUUCAGCGCCCUUGUUCCCCGUUACGGGAAUACUCAGCAGAAGGUGUGCAAGCAGUGUCAUGGGGAGCUAAGCAGAGGAGUGUCUCAGACUAGUACAGCUAGAUGGUCUCCACCAGAGAACUACAAAAAGCGUGUAGCAGCUCUUGAGGCCAAGCAGAACCAGCCGACGGGUCCGCAGAAAGGCCCUGUGAAACCCCAAGGUGGGGCAGGCUCCAGAUAUCAGGGGCUGUCAAAGGAGGAUCGAGCUAUUGCAGAGAGGCUGGAGAGGCUCAAGGAGGAAACAAAGCCCAAGUCUGUCCCGUCUCAAGCUGAGAUAGAAUCUAGGCUUGCAGCACUGAAGGAUGACCCCAGCAAACCCAUUCCAUCCACACAGGAAAUGGAAGAACGUCUGGCUGCCCUGCAGGGAAGAGCCCUUCCAUCCAAAACUCCCAGACCGGUGCACCAGCCCCCUGAUACCAGAACCCAAGUUCAACAGUCGGAUGACCUGUUGACCCAGCUGGCUGAGGAAGUUGCCAUUGAUGAGAGUUAUAGUCCAGGAGCCCAGCCUCAAGCUGUUAAUACCCAGACCCUGAAUGAUCUCAAUCGGAGAAGUGAGGGCGGCAUCAGCACUGCUGAUCUCGACCCAAAACAGCUGGAGGAGGAGAAGAAUAAAUUUCUGGCAGAGGCUGCUGCUGAGCUGAGGGAGGAGAACACUAGGGAGGAGAAAAUCCUAGAAGUUGCAAAGAAACUGGCAGCACUCAGAGGCCAGGACCCCGAGAAAGUUACUCUGGAAGACUAUAAGCUCCCUGACAGUGAUGAGGAGCUGACGGAGGAAGAAGCCAUUCAGCGAGUCCUAAAACAGCUCACUGAGGAAGCAGCUCUAGAUGAAGCAAGUGGCUUCAACAUCCCUGCCGAUCAGGCCACCCACCCAGCAACCUCACAGCAGAACACAGCCAAGAAAGCAAAGCUAAAGAUCCAAGCUCCAACUGCCACAGCUAGUGCUAAGAAACCCAUCCCAAUUGCUAAGGCAGAAGACAGUGAUGAGGAGGAGUUACCAUGGUGCUGUAUCUGCAACGAAAAUGCCACAUUGCGCUGCCAUGACUGCGAUGAUGAUCUCUACUGCCAGCGAUGCUUCCGGGAAGGCCAUGAUGAGUUUGACCGGAAGGAGCACUGCACAUCUAGCUUUCGUCCUCCUUGUAAGCAGAAAUGAGUCCUUGAGCUGUGAAAAGGGAAGAAGAUGCAAAACAGAGAUACAGAGGGAGUUGUCAAGAUGGGAAGAGUCCACGAGGGCAUGUGCUUGCUACCAAAACAGAGGAUCUUUUGAACAAUUUGAGGAACCUCUGUAAUUCCAGAGAAGCUUGGUGAAAAUGUGACUCCCCUCCCCAAGCAUAGCCAGGGAAACAUGGCUGGGAAUGAAGUGCAUGCUCUGCAUACAUGAGCGUUUAAGCCAGUGGAACAUUAGAAAAUGGAUGAGUUGAUAUAAAUGUAAAUAGCAUGAGUUUAAAACAGGGGGCAUUUGGAUGAUGGUAAAGCUAGGGAAAGAGCAUGAAUUUAAGCCAUUGUGAGGCUGCGUGAUGAAUAAUUUCCUGCUUUUGCUAAUAAUUUACACAUUUUGUUCAAAAAAGAUGACAAGGCAAGUUAAAUUAAGAAAAGAUAAAAUUCUUCAUGGCUUGAUCAGAUAGGUGAUAAGAAUCUCUGAAGUGUAAUAAAGGAAUGUGUGUAGGGAA
Molecule: messenger RNA, 2200 nt
Organism: Mauremys mutica (yellowpond turtle)
Lineage: Eukaryota; Metazoa; Chordata; Testudines; Geoemydidae
Gene: ZFYVE19
Product: zinc finger FYVE-type containing 19
Exons: 12
Coding region: 394-1683 (429 amino acids)
Biological process (GO): abscission; mitotic cytokinesis checkpoint signaling
Cellular component (GO): cleavage furrow; midbody; centrosome
Molecular function (GO): metal ion binding; phosphatidylinositol-3-phosphate binding
Source: RefSeq, a predicted model, not a curated record